AGGCAUGUUUCCUAUGUUCAAGUUUGGUUGAAAAGCACACAUGUGGGCUCACGUUGGCUCGUUGAAAAAAUUUCAGCAGUAAAGUUUUGGGUAUAUUUGCCUGAUAUCGUGUUAAAUAAUGGCGUCUACGUUCUUUAUUAAGAACAACGGGGACUCGGCGUUUCCAAAGAAAGGACACAGUUUAGCGACGUCUAAACGCAAGAACGAUGAAGAUCUUGGAAGUAAUAGCAAAGGUCGGGCGAAGAAACCCAACUCAAAACACAACGAAGAGAUUUCCAGUGAAUCUGAGACAGAAAGCACUGCAGAGCAAAACGAAAGAGAAGGGGAGGACGAAUUCGAUGAAACCCCACAAGAAAAAAAGCUCAGAUUGGCGAAGGUGUAUCUUGAUCAACUGAGGGAAGAAGAGGAGAAAAAGGCGGAGCAAGUAUCGUUUGAGACUGAAUUGGUUGCUGGGAGGCUACAAGAGGAGCUUCUUGAACAGAAAGGAAAACUUCAGCGGUGUAUAGCCAAAGAUCUCUUGGCACCAGACGCCUCUGAGAUCCGUGUGUUAAGAGGACAUCAACUCCCAGUCACUUGUCUGGUUAUCUCGCCUGACGAAAAGUUCAUCUUUUCUGGUUCUAAAGACUGCUCCAUAAUCAAAUGGGACAUUGAGACUGGAAAGAAGCUGCACACAAUAAAGGGGGGAAGGAAGGGGACAGAGGCUCGCCAUGGAGGCCACACCACGCAAGUCCUGUGCAUGGCUAUCUCCUCGGAUGGAAAGUACCUGGCCAGUGGAGACAUGAACAGAGCAAUCAUAAUCUGGGAGCCAGACACGUGUAAACAACUAUAUAAACUCAAAGGGCACAGAGGCGCCGUCUCGGCCCUUUCCUUCAGAACGGGAAGCCACGAUCUCUACAGCGGUUCCCACGACCGCUCCGUCAAGGUGUGGAACGUGGACGAAAACGCCUACGUGGAGACCCUCUUCGGGCACCAGGACGCCAUCACGGGUCUGGACUGUCUCAGCCGGGAGCGCUGCGUGACGGCGGGGGGUCGGGACAACACCGUGAGGGUCUGGAAGAUCACAGAGGAGUCCCAGCUGGUGUUCCACGGCCACGGGGGAUCAAUCGACUGCAUCCAGUUGAUCAACGAGGAGCAUAUGAUCACAGGAUCAGAUGACGGCUCUGUGUCCGUGUGGAGCGUGAACAAGAAGAAGCCCCUCAGCACGGUGAAGGUGGCCCACGGGAGCUUCGGCGAAGCGGGCCUGGAGCAGCCCCACUGGGUGGCCUCUGUGGCGGCGCUGCAGAACUCGGACACCGUAGCCUCAGGCUCUAACAACUCUGAGGUCCACGUGUGGGCGUGCGGCCAGGGCUUCCGCUCCCUGCAGCCUCUCUUCAGUGUGCCAGUGCCUGGAUUUAUCAACAGCCUGGAGUUUUCCACCUCUGGAAAGUUCCUGGUGGCGGGCGUCGGACAAGAGCACAGGCUGGGCCGAUGGUGGAGACAGAAGGAGGCGAAGAACGGCAUCUAUAUCAUUCCCCUGAAGAGACGGAGCGCGCAGCAAGAAGAGCCCCCUGCUACAGAAUAACAGAUUUAUUCAAAUGUUUUUCUAAAUUAAAAGUCUAUAAACACCCGCUUUGACUGAACUGUUAUCUUUUUUUGUUGUAAUAAAGGAAACGGAAAUAACGUUCA
Molecule: messenger RNA, 1665 nt
Organism: Gadus chalcogrammus (walleye pollock)
Lineage: Eukaryota; Metazoa; Chordata; Actinopteri; Gadiformes; Gadidae
Gene: rrp9
Product: ribosomal RNA processing 9, U3 small nucleolar RNA binding protein
Exons: 15
Coding region: 119-1561 (480 amino acids)
Cellular component (GO): small-subunit processome
Molecular function (GO): snoRNA binding; protein binding
Source: RefSeq, a predicted model, not a curated record